This is a messenger RNA of Trematosphaeria pertusa, 1455 nucleotides long. RefSeq lists its product as uncharacterized. The record is from RefSeq and is a predicted model, not a curated record. Lineage: Eukaryota; Fungi; Ascomycota; Dothideomycetes; Pleosporales; Trematosphaeriaceae. The transcript has a single exon. The coding region runs from base 1 to 1455 and encodes 484 amino acids.
AUGUGUCCGUCCCCAGAUGGUGCGCUUUGCCCUGUAGGUCGAGAUCGCCAACAAGACUCCGGCGAGCACGCACAGGGCACAUCACUUACGUCGCAUUCUGCUCAAAUCGCACCAUCGGAUGAUGUCCCAUAUCAGUUCGACGCGAACGGCAAUCCACAGCUGGUAUUCCGCAACUCCGAGGAAGCGCUUGCUUACCGUCGACGUGUGACAAUGCCAUCUCAGCUCUCGCCUUCCACGGAUCCCACCAUUAUGGACGUCUUCAACCAUCGGGAAGCAUACGUCGCGGAGAUGAUACGGGCCAUGUACAACCUUGAUGGUGUCCGGGACAAACCUGAAGCACGUGAGCGCAAACUGUUCGACCUUGGGCAGCCCGACGCCACAUGCGGCUACGAAGUCGAGGCAGCCUGUCGGGUUUUAUUCGACACCGUGAUUGAUCGCUGUUGUCAGGGCUACCGUGGCGCAACGAAAGAUAACAAGGCCGGUACACCGCGAAACUACGAGAGCGACCGGGAUGGUAACUGUACAACCCGCAUCCAGAACGUGAUCAAUUGCCUUCGCCAAUGGAAAGCCGCCUGCCGCGAUAUUCUCUGCGAUGACUACCGAUGCAUCCUAUUGGCAAACCAUCCACUCGCCUAUGCGGGGUGCAAGGUCUCUUACCAGCGGAAUAAUAAUUUGAAGAAAGUCGCCAUCGAUAAGUCCAAAGCUGUUCUGGCUCGAGAAGCAGACGUCAUAUCUGCCGCAGAAAUGGCACGAGUCCAAGGCAAUUUGCUUCCGAAACCAGGUCCCGCAUCUACUGCCACCGACCUGGAUGCUGAACGCGUGGUGAACAAUAAUCGAGGUAACCGGACGGAGGUGACGAAUGACCACUACAGCCUGUCCGACCUAGCUGCAAAGCAAGCACACACGCGUAUGGAGGGCGGGCAAGGCACUUCCUUCGCCCAACCUCUUCUUGGUAACAAUGCAGGUGAGGCUGUUGACGGUAUAACAGCCUCGUCGUACCCAAAAGACGGUCUGCCGCCUGACUUCGUUGCGCCAGCGAAUGGAUUCUACGGAGCGGAUGUAUGGUACACCUCUACCGCUCACCAUCUACACGUGACAGAUCCUUUCGAUCAUGGCAUGUAUGCGCAAAAUCCUGGAGUUCCGCCGUACAUGGACAUGACAACGCCGAAACUGACGGAGGCGGGCUGGCUUGACAAUGCGCCAGCGACAAUUUUCGACGCUGCCUUUGAUGGUGCUGCUUUCUAUUUGCCGUCUCCACCCCCUGCCGGAGUUGGCACCAAACGUGAGCCUACCGACGAGCCCGACGAGCAGGGUCUAACUCGCCCGACGUACUCCAAACGACUGAAACAAUCUGACUCGAAGCUAUGCUACGGCAGCGAGGAUGCAAUGGGUGUGCGGAUGGCGUAUCGCGAUUCGCACGCUGUAGAAGCCGAAAUGGCAUAUGCGGACAAGUAA